CGACUUCGUCAUCGUACUAUAAUAUUAUGGUGACAUUAAAGUCAGGCACCAGCGCCCAAGAACCAAUGUCUGGUACGGACGCGUAUUCUGGGUCACCAGAGCUAUUCUUUGCAGAAUGCGACGGUGGCUCGGAAUCCAAUCAGGCAAUGAUUUGUUCCGCCUUCAAAAARGYCAGCAGGGAGAGUCCCUCCAUGGUCACCAUCGAGAGCGUCGCCAGAACGAAUCCGAGAGCGUGGCCGCCGUAUCCCCCCGAGUACCCCUUCUGGUGAAGGAUGCGCCCCAGCGAGAACACGACGACGACRCCAAGGACCUGCCUGGGAAAGACGUACCCGACGGGCCCGAUCGAGGCCARAAAGGCGCCAAAGUUUUCGACCAUGUGCUGGAUGGACCGGUUGGMGCGGUUGUACAUCCCCUUGCUUCCUUCCUCCUGGUAGUAGACCGGUGUUUUCUUGCCGUCGUGCGUCUCGUAAAAGAAGGGGUUGCUCCGGAUGUUCCCCUUGAGGCCGCUCUUGUARCYGGUGGGGACGAAAUUGAGCAGCUGGAUCGAUCGGCCCAGGACGACSAGGGCCAGGAAGACCCACUGGAGGUCCUGUUCCUUCAGGCCCGCAAUCUUGRCGUCGCGGAGUUCCUUGGAUCCGUCGAAUGCGGUGGCGGCAUAGGCGAUYCCGGUGCCGAUCGCCAGMAUGACGGUGACCRCAAUGGAGAUCUUUGCGUAGUCGGGUGGCUUUGGCGUUCCCCCCUCGGUGGAAGGAACGGCGUCGGCCUUGGUUUCUUUGGUGAGUGGGGUUGUUUCGCUCAUGGUUGUGGUGCUGUGGGAUGGACUGCAAGAGUUUCUUUUCUCGAUCACUUGUGUUGCUGGAGUUGUUUUGCUUUGUUUUGUUUUGUUUUGUGACAGGACUCUGUCGCAGGCGGUGAGCUCACGACACGGAGAUUCGUCGAGACGGUUCGUGCUACUGUAAGAUCGGAAAAAUCUCCUGCCGAUCCCGAUCGUCUGACUGCGAAUACUAGUACUCGUACUUGGGGUACCCUACCAACGGUACGCACUUUCAUGUACUAGAGCUACCGAUUCAUUUCUGUACUGAAUUUUAUACGUACAAGUGAACCGCAAUCCUCAGUCGUGAACGAGGAAAACGACAAAAGAACUUCACCGAGGCGCGGUGAAAAAGGCUCCAUUCUCGGGAUUUAGCCUCACAACAACAUGAUCGUACAAUACGGUACUUGUACCUAUUGUACCUACAGUACGUACUUCGAAGUAUGAAAUUCUACUUGAAUGAAAGUACUCUUACUCUUACGAGUACGUACCGGUACGGACCGGUAUCUAGUAGCUAGCACUUGUACUAGUAAUAUGACAACGUAUGGCACAGUACACGUGCGCACCUUACUAAAAUCAAUCAAGAUCAAAUCAAGAUUAAAUCAUCGUCUUGCACCAUGCAUCGUCCGUUUUGAUCGAUCGAGUCGAAUGAAUCAAUCAUCGAAUGACAUUCAUCGAAAUCGGGUCGAAACCAAAAGUCAAUCAGAAACUGAACAAAACAAAAACAGUUGCAUCGACCAUUUCACAUCGAUCGCAUCGAACCCGAUCUUUCCUUCGUUGGUCGCAAGAAGUGAUCCCAGCCCACAAAUACCCAGCCGACCAGGUAUACCUACACGCAGAAGUACCACCACUACAACAGCACUGCCACCACCACCACCACCAUCACCACCACAACAGCAACAACGACCAACACACCAUGGGAGUCCCGAAAUUCUUCCGGUGGCUGUCCGAGCGGUAUCCCAAGAUCAACCAGCGGUACGGGAGCCUCCCCGAUCCGGACACCGCCCGGGAUCACUUUCCGGAGCGAUCCUCGCCUCCCCCGACGCCCUUUGAGGAACCCGAUCCGAUGGCCACCUGCGGCCUGGGGGCACCGCCCAUCGACCGCCUCUACCUGGACAUGAACGGGAUCAUCCACGGAUGCUCGCACAACAACGACGAGGACGAGAACAAGAACGUCGCCGGCAGCRGCAGCGACAAGGACACGGACGCCUCCGUGGAGGCGGGGUCCCGCAACAAGGCCGGCGGGAUUUCCAGGGAGGAGAUCUUUCGGAACGUUUGCUACUACCUCGAUCGGGUCGUCGGCGACAUGGUCCAGCCGCAACAAAUGGUCUACAUGGCCAUCGACGGGGUGGCGCCGAGGGCGAAGAUGAACCAGCAGCGGAGCCGUCGGUACCGGAGCGGUGGAGAGGGAGAGAUCGAGACCACCAUCUACGAGGCCCACCGAGCGGCGCAGGACGAGAAGGAGCGGCUGCGGAGGAUGGAGGAAGAGGGCUUUGACGACGAGGAACGCGAGAAAGAGCAGGAGCUGUACGACGCAUCGUAUUCUUUCGUGCUGGACCACAACGAGGGCAAUACCAUUCCUUCGUCCUACGGCAACAACCGAGAGGACGAGGAGAACAUCAUGCAGAAGAAAACGAAAAGGGACGCCAAGAAUCCGAUCGCUGCCGGCGGAGAAAACGAUGCGYACGGAAACAGCWGCAGCAGCAGCAGCACAACCUCGUCGGGUGGUGAUCUACAGGAGGUGACGCGGGGACGGUUCAAGGGAAAGUUCGAAUCGUCCUCRUCGUCSAUCACGAGCCAGGAGGUCGUUCCURCCGCGGCAACGAAUGSCUUUCACUCGAACGAGAUCACCCCYGGAACGCCCUUCUUUUCGGAAUUCACAAARCACCUGGAGCACUUUGUCAAGCGGAAGCUGUCCACGGACCCAAAGUGGAAAAACCUGACCAUCAUCUUUAGCGGGCCAAACGUCCCGGGAGAGGGAGAACACAAAAUCAUGCAGUUUUUGCGCGAGCAACGGGAACUCCCGGACUACGAUCCCAAUCUGCGGCACUGCAUCAUGGGGCAGGACGGGGAUCUGAUCAUGCUGGGGCUUCURACUCACGAACCCAACAUGGUCUUGCUCCGGGAGAAGGUCGUCUUCAACAUGUCGAGCGCCCGGCUGGAAAAGGCGCACGCCGCGGAAGCGGCGUCGAGCGACAAGGAAUCGACGCCGCUGUCCUCCUCGCUGGACAGCUACAUCUACAAUCCCCACUUUGAGUUUUUGCACCUGCAGGUGCUGAGGGACUACCUGGCCUACGAGUUCGAGACCUCAAACGUCUUGAGCUCGUCGCCGUGGGAUCUGGAACGAACGAUCGAUGAUUUUGUCUUUUUGACCUUUUUGAUCGGCAACGAUUUCCUCCCCCAUCUCCCGGCACUGGACAUUGCGGACCAGGCCUUUGACUUGCUGUAUUAUACGUACAAGAAAUGYCGAAAGGGAUGGCUGGAGGAUUACCAGCGGGGCGAACGUGCMGCGCCGGAGCCCUAUCUAACCCACGCCGGGAACAUCGUUUCCGGCCGGCGGCUGGAGGAYUUUUUGACCGCGGUGGGAAGCCACGAGGUGACGUACUACGAAAAGAAGAAGCAAACGGCCGAAGCCGAGAACCGACGCCUCCGGAAACAGUACAAGCGGCUGAACAUGAAGGACGCCCUCCCCGACGACUCCAUCGUGGCGUCCAAGGAAGAAUUCGACCGUGCCGCGUACCGCGAAAUGCUGCARCGAAUGGAACAGCAGGACGGCARUCCCUCCUCGAUCCCGGGCAGCGGCACUUCCGACAAUAGCAGCGGCCRACACGGCGGGCAAAGCAGCGAUGAAACGACGACGGAAGAAGGCAGCGGUUUCGUGCCGGUAACCACCCAAAAAGUGGAGUUCCAGCCCGUGGAGGACCAACUCGAGGAGGGSCUGAUCCACAGAAUGGGAACMCUGCUGCAAAACUCUCUGAGUAAUACUGCUUCGAAUGGCAGCUCCGCCGAGGGAGACGACGACACCAAGUUCCUCCUGGCCGACAUUGACGACCAAGACCUAAAGGGUCGCUACUAUUACGACAAGUUCCAAUUYACGCCAUUCGAUGCCGACAAGCACCUUGCUCUCCGCAAGGCAUACAUGGAGGGCUUGGUAUGGAACCUCAAAUAUUAUUACGAAGGCUGUGUGUCCUGGGAUUGGUUCUAUCCGUACCACUACGGUCCCAUGCUGAGCGAUUUGGUGAACCUAGACGAAAUACUGAACGAUAUAUCGUUCGACGACAAUCUCGGUGCACCCCUCAAGCCAUUCSAUCAGUUGAUGGGGUGCAUGCCCCCGAGCCAGGCCCACCACCUGCCCGAAAUCUAUCGAGGGUUGAUGACCGAUCCCGACUCCCCGAUCAUUGACUUUUAUCCGAAUUCCUUUGUCGUGGACAUGAACGGAAAGCGAUGGCCGUGGGAAGCUGUAACAUUGCUGCCCUUUAUCGAUUCCAAACGACUCAUUGAGGCUACGUCCGGCAUCGAUCAGACCAAAUUGUCCGAGGAAGAGCUGGAACGGAAUACGAUGGGAACCACCGUUGUCAUGGUGCACGAUCCGAGCCACGCAGAAGCCAUUCCAAGCGUUGGCRAGASCAAGAUGUUUCGGGAGAUCGAAUCGUGCUCUGCGGUUACCGUUGCGUACGAGGACACCGAYCUGAACUAUACCCUAAAGAAACCCCCUGUGUUCAAGCCCGAAAUCAAGGCGGGGACCAGGAUUCCGUUGCCCGGCUUUUCGACGCUGCGCGAUGCUCCUGUAGAGACACUUYAUCGCAGGCGGCUCGGAAUCAACGUUCACGGCGGGAAAAGCAGGUACAAAACGGCCAGCCUCGAGGUUUCCAGUGCGAUGCCCCCGCUCCCGCCAGUCGAAACACUGGCUCCCAAACUCAUCGGUACUACCGUCUUUAUCAAUUACCCGUUCUUUGUGGAGGCUCUGGUCACCGCGGUCUCGGACGAAAGGGUUACCGUCCGCGGCAACAAAGAACCCAAAAAAUGGACGCCGGAGGAGGCGAAUCGAUGGAGGCUUCAACGGGACGGAGUCAUCCGGCGAGCCGAAGUCGGAGAAGGAUAUUGUGGCACGGGAGGGCUGAUUGUCCCCGAAGACCAACCAAUCACUUUGUCCGUCAGGCCCUUCCAGGGCUUUAUCACUACCAAGAGUGGUCAAAAGGCGAAGUCGUUUGCCGUCUUCGAGCUCGAAAUUCCUUUGAUUUCAACCUUCUGGGCUCCGUCGCAACCAGACCCCAGGCUAACGGGAGUGCCUUCCCGCCUAGAAAAGAAUGCAUACGAAAUUGCAAUGUCAAAGAAUGUCAAUGAUCCUUUGUUGGGUGGACGAUCAAAAGCAACGAAUAAGAAAGGAAAAYCACGAGCGGCAGGCAACCGGCGCAGGCUCUUUCCCGAAAAACCGCACAGGUCGAAAAAAGAYACUUCYCUGAAUAAUGGAAUUGGGAACAGAGAGACUUCGAAGAUAUCGGCAGCGAAUUAUUCUAGUUAUCACUCUGGUUCGAUCAGGGGAAGCAAAACGAACAAGAGGAKCUUGUCGACGAUGACAUUCGGKUUUAGGAAUGAAUUUCAAUCUCAAAGCAYKYCAUUUUCAUUGCAUACGACUUCGUCGCUUUUGGGGACUUUGGAAUCCAUGAAACAACCGACAUCAAACAKGAACUCUAUGCCAUUSUCACAAUUCACAGCAAGAUCAACGCUUCGCGAAASAACUCUGGGUUCUCUUUCAAACAAACCUCWAAAAGAUUGYACGAGAAAAAUUCAUGCCGCUACGUACUCAAAAUAUGGYACCAAAAGCACCGGCUACCGUGGGCGUCUGUUUGCUGCAGGUCUUACUGCCGCUKCAUUUUUCUUUAAUCCGGUCAAUGCUGCAAAAGAAAGCACAUCGUCAUACCUGUCGUUCUACAAAAGGYACCAAAUAUCCGCAUGGGAUUACCAGAACAAACACAUCAAAACUCGAGAGUUUUUAGAACCUUGGUCACUUCCUCGUGGUGGCGACUACGAACCGAGCUCGUCMGYCYUGCCACCGCAAAGUCCUGCGCCCCCAUUGGAAUUUGCCCACGGAACCACAACUCUUUCGUUUGCAUUCCAGGGUGGGAUCAUCGCCGCGGUGGAUUCCCGCGCCAGCAUGGGCCAAUUUGUUGGAAGCAAGACCACACAAAAAGUCUUGCCGGUCAGUUCCCACAUCCUUGGCACGAUGGCGGGGGGAGCUGCCGAUUGCCAGCACUGGAUCCGGAAACUCAAGUCCGAGGCCCUCCUGCACGAGCUGACCGAAAGUGGCCGCCGUAUGAGCGUGGCGCRUGCCUCGCGGAUCCUGGCGGACUACCUCUAUUCGCUGCGGGGAUACGAUCUGUCCGUGGGAACUAUGAUCAUGGGAUACGACGACUACGGGAUCGAGAGCGACACGGGCAAGACCGACGGCGGCGCGUCCAAUCCAUACAUUUACUAUGUCGACAACACCGGGUUGCGCAUCCAGGGUGACAUGUUUGCCGUGGGAUCRGGGAGCACCUUUGCGCUGGGGAUUCUUGAUUCGGAAGCWAACCGAUACAACCUGAGCGUCGACGAAGCUAUUUCUCUAGGCAUCAGGGCCAUUCGACACGCYACAUUUCGAGAUGCGUAUAGCGGGGGAUAUAUCAACGUAUACCUGAUUACACCGAAGGACGGCUGGAAAAGAGUCUAYACAGAGGACAUUGCCCGUACACCGGAAGUUUGGAACGCGCUAAAARAAGACCGAUCGGACGACGAGAAAUGAAACCUAUCAUAACACAACAUAAAAAACAACGAGACUAUUAAAAUUACGAUUGUUUU
Pseudo-nitzschia multistriata is the source of this 6646-nucleotide messenger RNA. The record is from the annotation of a GenBank genome assembly. Lineage: Eukaryota; Bacillariophyta; Bacillariophyceae; Bacillariales; Bacillariaceae.